UAAAUGCGAUCUAUUUUUUAAAUACCCUUGCACCAGAUCGACCCUGCCUUCAAUUAGCUGCUUUUAGCAACAAACAGCAACAACGCCAUUUAGCAACUUUUAGCACUAAAUAGGCCCCGCCUUCAUUUGAGCAACUGAAUGGACCCGCCUCUCGCCACAUCCCCCCGAAUUUGAGCGUGCCACAAAAGUGGUUUAAUUCGCGCACGCACAAUUUGAGCGGAGCUCCGAAGCGCGGCGCUUGCAAGCGGGCGCGAUGAAGAGGAGGAUCCAGAAGAAAUACUUGAUUCUGAUUCUCGCCUACACGGGUUUGCUCCUGCUCAUCCCUUAUGUGUUCGACUUCGGGGAGCGCUCGAUACAGCGCGCCAAGCACGGGCUCCAGCAGCAGCAGCAGCAAUCUCGGUGCUCGGACCUGAAGAAUGCCGUGGAGCUGCUGUGGGAGCACGGCUACAAAGUGGACGGCGCUAACGGCACGGAGCCGCCCGGGCCCGGCGCGCCUCGCACUCACAUCUACCUGCACGCCACCUGGAGGACCGGCUCGUCGUUCCUGGGCGAGCUGUUCAACCAGCAUCCGGACGUGUUCUACCUGUACGAGCCCAUGUGGCACAUCUGGCAGGCCCUCUACCCGGGCGACGCGGGCAGCCUGCAGGGCGCCGUGCGCGACAUGCUGAGCGCGCUGUUCCGCUGCGACUUCUCCGUGCUGAAGCUGUACGCGGGCUCGCAGAACCUCACCACAGCCUUCAUCUUCGGAUGGAAGAUGAACAAGGUGGUGUGCUCCGAGCCCCUGUGCGACGCCCACCAGCGUCACCGCGUCGGCCUGGUGCAGGAGGACCGCUGCGCCAAGUGUCCCAAGCGGGACAUCCGCGAGCUGGAACGGGAGUGCAAGAAGUACCCGGUGGUGGUCAUCAAGGGCGUGCGCGUUCUGGAUCUCAGCACUUUGGUGCCCCUCAUGAAGGACCCGGCCAUCAACUUGCACAUCGUGCAGCUUUUCCGCGACCCGCGAGCCGUGCACAACUCUCGCCUCAAGUCUAAGCAGGCACUGGUGAAGGAGAGCAUCCAGGUUUUGCGCAGCAAAAAGCACAACGACAAAUACAAGCGUCUACUGGUUCCCAACAACCGCAUGAACCGCGCCGAGAGCUACGUGUCCAGUGCCAUGGAACUCAUCUGCGACAACUGGCUGGGCGACAUGAUGCUGGUGACCAACGCGCCGCCCUGGGUGCGCCGCCGCUACCAGCGGGUCCGUUACGAGGACCUGGUACUGCACCCGGCCGAAGAACUGCAGAAGCUUUACCGCUUUUCCAACCUGUCCACAUCGCCGGAGCUGGAAAGCUUCGCGCUCAACAUGACCCAUGGCCGCGGUUACUCGUCGGAUCGGCCCUUCCUCAUCUCGUCUCGGGACGCCAAGGAGGCCAUCUACGCCUGGAGGGAGAGGCUGAGCGUGGAGCAAAUCAACCAGGUGGAGGCUUACUGCAGCGAGGUCAUGAGGCAGCUCGGAUAUCCCAAGCACGGCAUGCACAAAACCACAUGAGGAAAGGCGUACAGGUGAGACAAUUUCUCUAACUGUCCAUUCAUCCGGCGGCCAUUUUGUGAUGUAGUGACACAUGCUGGCGACUGAAAAUGACAUCACAAGUGCCUUAUGGCUCAGCUUGUGAAUGUCACAUGACCAAACCCAGAACACGGUUGAGCCUUGAUGGUCGUUACCCGCGCCAUUUGACACUGUGACAUCAAUUUCAGUCGACAGGAAGCGGCUGUACAAGACAAAAUGGCCGCCCCCUAAGAUGGAUAGAACAGUUAAGAUUUUUCCGCGUGGUUCAUAUUCCACAAAUGCAAUAAUAAAUCAGUAUAUCAUAUUUAGACAAGUGGAGUUGCGUAGAACACAUUAUUGUUUAAAAAAAAAAAAGGACUCACUUCCCCCCUUAAACACAUACUUUAGAAUGGGCGUUUUCAGUAGCUUGAAGACCAUUUUCCAUCCAUUGAAUCCCGGAUCCCUCGUUUCCUGGUUCGUUAAAUUGAGGCUCCACUCUAUUCCUACGUUGUAUCAGACACACAAUACCAUCUCACUGCGUGAAAGUGCAAACUUUUUUUAAACUUGCCCCAACUGUGACAUCCGCUUUGAUUUCUGCAUGAAAGGCAGAGGCAGGUUAAAAUGACUGACAAGGAAUCAAAUCCAUCAGAGUUCUUUUCUCUGGUGGCUAUUUUGCUCUGCCUUACUUCAAUAAAGGCUUCAUUGUUUGCGCGGCCCGCACGGGCGGCCGCGGGUCGGCGUCGCGGCCGGCCGAGGUUGUUGCCCAGGCCCUCUCGCUCGCGCCUUGGAGAAGGGGCUUCAUUGUCCGCGGCUGGCCGUGACAGGCUGUACACCUCCCUGGGUUACCAGCAUGUCUUCGGCAACUUGAGUCUUGGAGAAAUCAGGCCUACAUGCAUGACAUUAUUAUUACGGGGAAGAUGGGAGGUUGGGGCAGGAGGGCUUCUGUUGUCUUAUUAUUGGUGAAUCAAGGGUGGGUAUUGUUCUCUUUUAAAAUAAAAAGUGCCCUCUAUAUGCAGCUGUAAAUCACUUUACAGAGCAGUUAACAUAAAAUUACAAAACCACACACGGCAUAAUAUUGCCUAGUUCUGUGUUCAUACUUGAAGCUUCCUGUGAUUUUCUUUAUCCGCACAACUUUGAUGUGUUUU
This is a messenger RNA of Hippocampus zosterae (dwarf seahorse), 2667 nucleotides long. It is a transcript of the gene chst7, whose product is annotated as carbohydrate (N-acetylglucosamine 6-O) sulfotransferase 7. Lineage: Eukaryota; Metazoa; Chordata; Actinopteri; Syngnathiformes; Syngnathidae. Gene Ontology annotation, molecular function: chondroitin 6-sulfotransferase activity; N-acetylglucosamine 6-O-sulfotransferase activity. Gene Ontology annotation, cellular component: Golgi membrane. Bases 254 to 1525 code for a protein of 423 amino acids. The transcript has 3 exons. Gene Ontology annotation, biological process: carbohydrate metabolic process; N-acetylglucosamine metabolic process. The record is from RefSeq and is a predicted model, not a curated record.